Lasiosphaeria miniovina is the source of this 297-nucleotide messenger RNA. RefSeq lists its product as uncharacterized. The record is from RefSeq and is a predicted model, not a curated record. The transcript has a single exon. The coding region runs from base 1 to 297 and encodes 98 amino acids. NCBI's taxonomy places the organism in Eukaryota, Fungi, Ascomycota, Sordariomycetes, Sordariales, Lasiosphaeriaceae.
AUGCCGCUACCGGAACACGGGCUCGUCUGCGGGGGCUGCGGCCAGCCCUCGACGCUGAAGCGCACGACGGAUAACAACCCCAACGGCAACAUCCAGCGGCCUUAUUACAAAUGCACGCCGUGCGACAGCUGGUUCACGUGGGCUGAUGUCGUCGGCGUCGAUGAGGGCAACGCCCCAUGCUACUGCAAUACGCCCAGCCGCGUCAACGUCACCGGCGUCAACGCUCGCUCCGGGCCCGGCAGGCGGUACCGGAGUUGCGCCACAGGGCGGUGUGGAUAUUGGUCGUGGGACAGUUGA